Rotaria sp. Silwood1 is the source of this 4266-nucleotide messenger RNA. Lineage: Eukaryota; Metazoa; Rotifera; Eurotatoria; Philodinida; Philodinidae. The record is from the annotation of a GenBank genome assembly.
AUGCAAGAAAUGGAAACAACCUCGAUGGAAGCACGACAACUGCAUUCAAGUCAAAAAGAAGCAAUGAAGAAAUUAGCUGAAUUUUCAGGAGAAGCUAAUGAACUCGAUAUUGAUGAAUGGUUAUUCGAUUUAAAUAAUUUAUUUUCAUUAAUGAAAUUAAAAGAUGAAACAAGAAUUCUUGAAACGAUGGGCAAAUUAACAGGACCAGCAUUACGAUGGUAUCAAGACAAUUUACAAUUAUUCACCAACUGGAGUGAUGCUGAAAAAGCAUUACGAGAUCGAUUUAAAGAAUUUACAUCAGACAGUCAAUUAAUACAAGAAUUUUUUUAUAUUCAUCAAGAAGAAAACCAAUCUGUUAUAUCAUUUUAUGAAAAUGUUAUUCGAAAAUACAGAAAGUUUCAACAAUUUAUUACUAAACAACAAGUUAUUACGGUAUUACAGAAUGGUGUUAAAAAUUCAUUAAAAGAACAUUUAAUUCGUAAUGAAAAAGAAAUCAAAAAACCAGAACAAUGGUUACAAGUUGCCAGAGAAGAAGAAUACAUAAAAAAACGACUUCAACAAAAAGUUAAUACUUCAAAUUAUGGACCAAAAAAUCCACCGUUUUUUGAACGUGCAUUACCAACAGCAACAAUUCAACCAACAUUAACAAAUACUCACUCAUUAAACCAACAACAAUAUACGCCACGUGAUUAUUAUAAAAAACAACAAUCAACAACAAUAAAUAAUCGAAUAUAUUCAAAACAAAAUAAUCAUUCAACUCCUCAACAUAAUCGGAAAGAUUAUCCAGAAAACAAAACACAACAAUUAAAUCCAUCACUUAUCGAUACCGGAUCGGCCAUCACUAUUAUACAUCAACACUUAUUAAAUGAUAUACCACAUGAAAAAUUAAUACCAAAAACAAUAAAUCAUUUAUCUGCCAAUUGCUCAACAUUAAAUAUUAUUGGUGAAAUACUCUUAGAAAUAAAUGUUAAUGAACUAAAAACAACAGUUAUUGCUGAUGUUACAACAAAUCUUGUUACGAAUUUAAUAUUAGGUAGUGAUUGGAUUCAAUCAAACAAUGUUUAUAUUCUUACACCUGAACAACGAGUUAUGAUCCGAAGUCGAGGUAAAGAACUAUCAACUCCUUUUGUAAAACCACCUCUUUUAAAUUAUCCUGUUACUCUUAUUAAUCAUAUUACUCUUCCUCCUUUUUCAGAAAAAUUAGUAGAAGCACAAGUUCAACAUAACAAUAUGAUAGAUGUAUUAUUUGAACCAAAUCCUCGAUUAAAAAAUAAAGCAUUAUUUACUGCAACUGCAUUAUUAAACAUUGAAAACAGAAGAAUAAAAAUUAGUAUAAUUAAUGCAAUGAAUCGGCAACAAACACUUUCCGAAGGAACCAAAAUAGAACGCAUUCCUAAAGGAAAAGCGUGUAAAGAGCUCAUUCCUGAAGGGAAAGGAGCGAAUAAAUCAAAUAAAUUAAAUUUCAACGAUACGUUAACUACAACAUUAUAUAGGAAACAACAUCAAUGUCGUGAAUGUUAUCAACAUUUUAAUACUGGCAAUGAAUUAUUUAAACAUCUUAGAAAUAAAUGUUAUCCUGAAGAUAUAAGACAACAAAUAAAUAAAUUAACUGAACAUAUUAGUGAUGAUAAACAACGAGAACAAAUUUUAAAAAUUUUAUGGAAAUAUGGAGAAUUAUUUGAUAUUAGAAGACCAUCAAAAAUUGAUAUUGUUUUAAAAAAUGCUAUCGAUACUGGUACACAUCGACCAAUCCAUAUUCCACCAUAUAGAAAAUCUAACAAAGACCAAGAAAUCUUAAGAAAAGAAACAGAUGAAUUAUUAAAAAAUGGAAUUAUUGAACAUUCAACAUCUCCAUGGUCUUCUCCAGUCGUAUUAGUUAAAAAGAAGGAUGGUACAACAAGAUUUUGUGUUGAUUAUCGUCGUUUAAACCAAAUUACAACAAAAGAUGCUUUUCCUCUACCAAGAAUUGAUGAUAUUUAUGAUCAGUUAACAAAAGCAACAUAUUUUACAAAAUUCGAUUUUAAAGCUGGAUAUUUUCAAGUACCAUUAGACAAAUUAGAUCGACCAAAAACAGCAUUUUCAACUCGAGAUGGACAUUUUCAAUUUAAAGUAUUACCACAAGGCCUUACUAAUGGACCACCCACAUUUCAACGUAUUGUUAAUCAAAUUUUAGGUCCAAACAGAUGGAAACAUGUACUCUCCUAUAUCGAUGAUAUUAUUAUUUAUUCACAAAAUUUUAAUGAACAUUUAAAACAUAUCGAAGAAGUAUAUUUAUUAUUACACGAAGCAAAUUUUAAAUUAAAUGUUGAUAAAUGCGAAGUUGCAAGAACAGAAAUAUUAUUUCUUGGACAUUUAAUUAAAGCUGGUACGAUUAAACCUGAUCCAGACAACAUCCGUGGUUUAACUGAUACACGAGAACCAACAUCAGCUGAAGAAGCAUUCAGAUUCGUCAAAGCAGCGGAAUAUUAUAGAAGAUUUAUUCCAAAAUUCUCCACCAUCGCUGCACCAUUACAUAAAUAUUCUCCAGCAACAUUACAACAACAAAAGAAUAAUAAAAAAUUAAAAUUUGAAUUAUCUGAUGAAGCAAGAGAAGCAUUUCACCAACUUAAGAGAAUCUUAACAACCGAUCUCAUUCUUGAUUUACCUGAUGAUACGUUACAAUUUAAAUUACAAACUGAUGCUUCAGUAGAUGGAAUUGGGGCUGUUCUACUACAAGUUACUCCCAAUGGUGAUCGACCAUUAGCAUACAUGUCAAAGAAAUUAACUAAAACACAAACUAAUUGGCCAACAAUUGAACAAGAAUGUUAUGCAAUAAUACAAGCAAUAGAAAAAUGGGACAAAUAUCUUCGUGGACAUGAAUUUAUAUUAGAAACUGAUCAUGAACCAUUAAUACAUUUUACAAACAAAGAACAAUUAAAUAAACGAUGUGAACGAUGGCGAUUGAAAUUAGCUGAAUAUCGGUUUAAGUCCAAAAUGGCUGAAGAAGAUAUUGAAGAACGAACUCAAUAUGAAUCAACAUCAACACAAACAGAUUUAUCACUUUUAUCAUUAAAUAACAAUUUAACUCCAUUAAAAAUGACAACAGCAAUUACUAGAGCUCAAGCCAAAUUACAACAACAAGCAAUGGCAACAUCAUCUAUUAAACCGACAGAUGAAAAAAAUAAUGAGCUCAUCCCACAAGGGAAAGCAGCGACUGAUGAAGAACUAAUAAUCAAAUCAUCAGAUGAAAAUCCAAACAAGAUCAUCCCAUUUGAUAUGGAUGACUUAAGAAGACGUCAAGAAGAAGACAAGACAAUACAAGAAAUCAAAAAGAAUAUUAAGAAUAAAAAACAUUAUUUUGUUGAAGAUGGAAUAUUAUUUAGGAAACAACAACUACCACUUUUACCAGUUCCAUAUGUUCCAGCAGGACGGAUACGUGCUGAUAUAUUAAAAAUUUAUCAUGAUACACCUGCUAAUGGAGCUCAUUUUGGACGUGACAAAACAACAAGAAAAAUCCAAGAACGUUAUUACUGGCCAACAAUGACAGCAGAUAUUCGAAAUCAUUUAGACUCAUGUUUACCAUGUGCACAAAAUAAUUAUCGUCGUCAAAAAUUACCAGGAAAAUUAAAACCAAUACCACCACCAGAAGGAAUAUGGAAAUUAUUAAGUAUGGAUUUUCAUGGUCCAAUAACUCCAACAUCAAAAAAAGGAAAUAGAUACAUUAUAUCUCUAACAGAUGUAUUAUCAAAAUUUGUUAUUACAAAAGCUGUUCGAGAUUGCUCAGCAACAACAGCAGUGAAAUUUUUUAUAAACGAUGUUAUAUUAAAAUAUGGCACUCCAACAUGUAUAUUAACCGAUAAUGGUACUCAUUUUACUUCUCAAGUUAUGCACAAAUUAUUUGAAAAUAUUGGAGUCACUCAUCUUUAUUCCACAGUAUAUCAUCCACAAACUAAUGGACAAAUUGAACGAUUUAAUGCUACGAUGGAUGGAGAAAUUGCCGCCUUAUGUAAUGAACGACGUACGGAUUGGGAUGAAGUAUUACAAUUUGUUACAUUUAAUUAUAAUACAUCAAUACAUGCAACAACAAAACAAACACCAUUCGAAAUGAUGCAUGGAAGACAAGUUACACUUCCAUUUGAUCAACAAAAAGAAAUUAUUUCGCUCACACAAGAUCCAGAGCAUGGUCAAAAAAUUAGAAUAUAUCUUGAAAAAUUAGUAAAUGAAGCUCGAAACAAUAUUAUAAAAAAUCAACGACAAUAUAAAGCUCGAUAUGACUUAAAUAGAUAA